Messenger RNA from Penicillium digitatum Pd1, 1119 nucleotides. RefSeq names its product Major facilitator superfamily domain, general substrate transporter. Gene Ontology annotation, biological process: transmembrane transport. Gene Ontology annotation, cellular component: plasma membrane. Gene Ontology annotation, molecular function: transmembrane transporter activity. The record is from RefSeq and is a predicted model, not a curated record. Lineage: Eukaryota; Fungi; Ascomycota; Eurotiomycetes; Eurotiales; Aspergillaceae.
AUGCACGAGAAGCUUUCGAUUGAAGAUGACAAGGCACUGCCGUCACCUUUUUCCAAUACAGCAACCUACGUCGAUUUUAAUGGGGCUGAUGAUCCCAAUUAUCCUCAGAAUUGGAGGAGGUCUAAAAAACUUUUCAACUCUGUUUUAGUCUGCUCAGGGACCUUCAUUGUAUCCGCAACAAGUGCCAUCUUUGCACCGGGAAUUGAAGAAGCAAGCAAAGCUUUUGGGGUGGGGACAGAGGUCGGAACACUGGGAACAACCCUCUACGUCCUUGGCUUUGCAUCAGGGCCUCUGAUCUGGGCACCUGCACCAGAGCUUUGGGGAAGAAAAUGGCCUCUGACAAUUGGAGUGUUAGGCGGUGGAAUCUUCACUAUUGCGUCGGCAGUGGCUGAAAAUAUCCAGACCUUAGUGAUAUGCCGCUUUUUCGCUGGCAUGUUUGGCGCAAGCCAACUGACUGUUGUCCCGGGUGUAUUGGUCGAUUUAUACAACAGUACAACUCGCGGUGCUGUGCUUUCACUAUAUUCACUGAAUGUGUUUAUUGGCCCCUUUAUGGCCCCUUUUAUAGGUGGCUUUAUUGUGUCCAGUCAUCUUGGCUGGCGGUGGACCCUUUACAUUUCGGCAAUUUUCAGUUUGGGAAAUGGACUAUUGAGUGUUCUCUUCUUGGAGGAGACAUAUCCGCCUUCCAUUCUGGUGGCAAAGGCUGCUACUAUCCGCAAAAAGUCCCAGAACGGUAAUCUCCGUGCCAGACACGAGGAGGUCGAUAUCAGUAUCGCAAAUAUCGUGGAUAAAAACUUCACACGUCCUUUGAAGUUGCUCUUCACGGAACCAAUUAUUCUUGUGAUGUCAGUCUACAUGUCCUUCAUCUAUGGCCUUGUCUAUGCGCUUCUUGAGGCAUUCUCUUUCGUCUUCGAGCACGUUCACGGAAUGACUCCUGCCUUUGCUGGUCUAAUGUUCUUUGGGCUCAUCGUUGGUGUGUUACUUGCGUGUGCGUUCAUUCUUUCUGGGCACUUAGCCUAUGCAAAGAAACUGGCAGAGAACAAUGGCGUGGCAGUUCCUGAGUGGCGCCUCGCUCCACCACUUCUAGGUGCGCCUGUUUUUACAAUAGGUCUCUUUUGGUGA